Messenger RNA from Colletotrichum higginsianum IMI 349063, 1524 nucleotides. RefSeq names its product Cellulase. NCBI's taxonomy places the organism in Eukaryota, Fungi, Ascomycota, Sordariomycetes, Glomerellales, Glomerellaceae. Gene Ontology annotation, molecular function: hydrolase activity, hydrolyzing O-glycosyl compounds. The record is from RefSeq and is a predicted model, not a curated record. Bases 1 to 1524 code for a protein of 507 amino acids. The transcript has a single exon.
AUGUUCCACAAGCUCAACCCCGGCUCGCCGGUCAGGGUUUGGCGCUGGAGCUCGGGACGUCCCCAACCUGGGGCGCGGGUUGAUGACAUCGAGCAACCGAGCACUCCGCCAGCCAGAGGCGGUGUCUACCUUCGGAGCAUAGACGAAUCUGCGACAACCGAUCAUGGAGCCUCCACCGGCCUCUUCUUCCGCAAGUUAUCACAGUCACCAUCACCGUCACAUCCUUCAACACACUCAGGUUUAACAAGAAGGCGAACCUGCCACAUCGGCUUCGUCAAGCUCUCGCAAUUUAGAAUGUUCCUCAUCCUGACCCUCGUCUUCCUCGGCGGCUACGUCCACUACCUAUGGAAAGCAGAAGCCGCCCUCGGCGUCGCCUGGGUGCCCGAUCCGGAGGCCAGACUGUUUGAGCAGCGGCCGCUCCUCCCCCCCAUUAAGGAGACCAGCAUCGACACCUACACGCUGCCGCUGCACACAAAGGGCCGCGACGUCGUCGACGAGGAGGGGCGCCGCUUCAAGCUCCUGUCCGUCAAUUGGUACGGCGCCAGCGAUGAGCUGAACGUCCCCGGCGGCCUCGACGUUCAGCACCGCGACGUUAUCGCCCAGACCAUCCGUGGUCUGGGCUUCAACAGCGUGCGGCUCCCCUACAGCGAUGAGAUGGUCAUCACCAACCCGCCCAUCCCCGCCGAGCUGCUCGCCGCGAAUCCGGACCUCGUCGGCCUGAAAGCCCUCGACAUCUUCGAGGCCUGCGUGACGGCAUUGACCGACGCCGGCAUCGCCGUCAUCGUCAACAACCACAUCACACACUCGACAUGGUGCUGCGGUGCCGACCCCUGCGACGCCCACUGGGCCAACGAUCACCUCGGCCCGUUGUGCCGUAUCAAGCAGACCGAGGAGGACUGGAUCCAGCACUGGGAAGCCAUCAUGCUACGUUUCGUCGACAACCCCCGCGUCAUCGGCGUCGACCUGCGCAACGAGGUGCGCGGCGUAUGGGGCUCGAUGACCUGGGACAAGUGGGCCACGGCCGCCGAGAAGGCCGGCAACCGGCUUCUCGCGAUGAACAAGGACUGGCUGGUCAUCGUCGGCGGCACGGAAUCCGGCAACGACCUCACCGGCGUCGCUAAGCGGCCCGUCAUCCUGGACGUCCCGGACCGCGUCGUGUACUCGGCGCACGUCUAUGCUUGGUCCGGCUGGGGAAGCCUAGAGGGACGCUACUCCAAGCGCAGCUACGCGUCCUUCGUCCAGUCCAUGAGGCACAACUGGGCUUACUUGGUCGAAGGCGACCAGUCGCCCGUGUGGGUUGGCGAGUUUGGUGCGCCGCACCGGCCCAACAUUGGCGACGCCAACUACUGGAACAACCUGAUGCGGUAUCUCAAGGUGAUCGACGCCGACUUUGGUUAUUGGGCCGUCAACCCGCGCAAACCAAAGGACAAUGUCAAGGAGACGUACGCCCUCGUCGAGGACGACUGGGUCACGCCCGUGCUGGAUUACAGGAUGAAGGACAUGGUCGAGAUCAUGCGGGCCUAG